GGAAUCCAACCAAAAAAACAAAACCCAAUGUUUGAUGGUUGAAAUGCUGCCCAUUUCUGUUAAGGAAGUGAUUCGGUCUCGUUUACUGCAGCUGUUUCCGCAACGUAGUGCUUGCCGUGCCAAAAGCGCCGCUCGCAGGUCAUGGCCCGUUGGCUGGUGCAAGCUGCCCUGCUUGCCUUGGCUCAGUCCCUGGAAAUCAUCAGAAGCUCGCCGCAGAUGAACGUCACCGUGCUCUCGGUGGCGAAAUUGGGGCCGUUCGAGACCGAGCCGGAAGCUUGCGACUACUGCGCACAGUCCUUUACCAAGGCGGGUGGGCCACAAGCCGGCCCCGUGACCGACGCCUGCGUGUGCAUGGCGCUGCCGGACGCGGACAAUGCCGGGAAGUUUACCAUGUUUUGCGCCACGCCACCCUCGGCUGCGGGCUACGUGAAGGAGAAGGAAGGCUGCAAGUGCAAGUUCCGCGAUAUGGAAGCCAUGGGUAAGACCACGUGCAAAGCCCUUUAGAUCGCCACUGAACCCGAUCAGGGCGCACCGUGGGACGGUUGCGGUUGUCAACACGGCGGGGGAAAAAAGUUUGGAACAGCUUUGCUUCGGCGCUGCGAGAUGAAGCUGUUUCAGUAGAAAUCUAUUGCUUAGGAAA
This is a messenger RNA of Cladocopium goreaui, 640 nucleotides long. The record is from the annotation of a GenBank genome assembly. NCBI's taxonomy places the organism in Eukaryota, Dinophyceae, Suessiales, Symbiodiniaceae.